AUGCUGUUCGACCUGUUUACAUGUCCGGUGGGGGUCGCCUGUGGCCUGCCGGAGCCCAGGUUGAUUGUAUUGGCCCUCCCAGCCGUCCCUAUCCCCGACACGCCUGGUGAAGGGGCCAGUACCUGUCUGGUCGAUCAUUGUACUGCCUCGCACCUGCUGGCAGUCGGCGCUAUACUGGCCCACCUAGGCGUGGACACGACAACGAUAAUGGUGUUCGUACGAGUGGUGGACGCGUGCAACACUAUGGGCGACCGGGCUAGACGGGACCUGGUUAUCUGUGGUGGACGCGGAACACUACGGGUGAUAGUGACUGUUGCUACUGUCAUUGGUUCGGCCAUGAGUGCCACCCGCUCCAAGACAAUGUCUGCCGACGUCGACUCGGCCGAGACGGAGAAGACGGUGACGUCCACGGAGGCGAGCGCGGCGGCCGACAAGGACAUGAGCGGUGACGUUCACCCGUCUGAGGCUACGCUGUGA
Molecule: messenger RNA, 477 nt
Organism: Phytophthora sojae
Lineage: Eukaryota; Oomycota; Peronosporomycetes; Peronosporales; Peronosporaceae
Exons: 2
Coding region: 1-477 (158 amino acids)
Source: RefSeq, a predicted model, not a curated record